AUGCCGCUGCCCCUCCCACGUCGAAACAGGGCCAGGGUCGCCUCGAGGUCCUGGUCAGAGCGCAGCCUUGGAGGGGUCUGGGGAGGGGCGGCAUCGGCACCCCUGGUGCAGCCUCCUGAGCCCCGCAGCGCGGCGCCGCGGGGCCCCGCGGACUCGGCGAGGGCGGAUCCCUCAGGGACGGCCUGGCCUGGAGAUGCAGACCUGCGCGAGGGCGCCAUCCUGAGGUGGAGUCUGUGUCUUCCUUCUCCUCACCGCUUGUUGUCUGCUCGUUUGAAGCACUUAGAUUAUUUGUCAGAUUUUUUGUCUGAUGGCCGCCAGUUUUUCAUAGCGUAG
Prorocentrum cordatum is the source of this 333-nucleotide messenger RNA. NCBI's taxonomy places the organism in Eukaryota, Dinophyceae, Prorocentrales, Prorocentraceae. The record is from the annotation of a GenBank genome assembly.